UGCCGAGGAUCUCUAAUGGGGAGAAGAACUGUUUGUAAACAAAACAGUUUUCAUUGUCAGCUUGUGCACAUACGUAGCAGUGUGCUUACAGUGAAGCACAAACACACCCAGCACACAGUUAACCCUUUGAUCGCCCCUCAUGUUAACCCCUUCCUGUCCAGUGCCAUUAGUACACUGUCAGUGUAUUUUUUUUAGCACUGAUCACUUUUUUGGUGUCACUGGGGAUGUCAGUGACACCAAGUCAGUUCCCCCCAGUGUCAGAAUGCCCGCCGCAGUCCCGCUAUAAAGUUGCUGAUCACUGCCAUUACUAGUAAAAAUAAAAAUUCCAGUAUAUAUACACACCGCCAUUUAUAAACACUAUAAAUUUCACGCAAACCAAUUAAUUUA
Molecule: messenger RNA, 387 nt
Organism: Staurois parvus
Lineage: Eukaryota; Metazoa; Chordata; Amphibia; Anura; Ranidae
Source: the annotation of a GenBank genome assembly